Haemonchus placei is the source of this 1446-nucleotide messenger RNA. Lineage: Eukaryota; Metazoa; Nematoda; Chromadorea; Rhabditida; Trichostrongylidae. The record is from the annotation of a GenBank genome assembly.
UCAUAUCUGCAACGGUGUGACUCUGAAUGCUCAUGGGUAUCCAGCGAGAGCAUUACCCUUGCAAAGAACUGGCGUGGAUGGUCCCAAGCAUCACCCGCCUUUUACUUCCCUAAUUUGGUAAUGAUGCACACCUCUUCUCGCAGCUUAAGACUACUAAAUUCAGGCUCCAAAUCGGUUCCCUCGCUGUCGGACUUAGCUGCGCGCGUAUGUGCUCGUCAGUUAUCGUUUGUCGAAUUAGAACGGAAUUACCGUGAUAUUUGUCAAAGUAGGAAGCAGGUGAGCGAGUUUCCCGUCUCUCACUCGUUGCCGGACAAACUGUUUCUUUCCGUAGUCUUUUGGUGUUUCCCGGCCACAGCGGAUGAUAUACGAUUGUACAGAUGCAGAGUUGUAUCAUGUGACUGUUCAUGCCCUUCAAAAUCGGCUUGGUGUCAGCAUGUGGUCGCCCUUUGCUUGUUCAGGAUUCAUCAACCGAACCAAGUGCAAUUUAGAGGAGAACACCAAGUUACGAAACUGCUCGAUCAGCUGAAAUGCCCGGAAUCUGAGAUAAAUCAAUCUCACGGAGCUCCGGAUCCCACAGAUGGUGGACAUGAACAGGUUUCUUAUACUGCUAUUUGGGCUCUUGACGUUGAUGGAUUACAUACUAGUAUCAGGCGCCUGUUGAUUAAGUACUGCGUCCCAGCUCCAACUGUACACUGCGAUGUGCAAUAUCUUGGUACUGCACAGCACCCGAUCGCGGCUGAGUGGCUAACGGUGAUGAAAUCUCUCCGUGCUAGAGAGCCUGAAGGUAUUUGGAAUCUUAUGGCGAUUGUUCGGGAGAUGUUCGCACGUAGAGACGAGAAUGCUGUGUCGCUACUGAGCAUUUUGACUGUUGAAUGUCUUGCUAAUUGCCAGAUUUUGUUGUGGUGGUAUGCGACGAAACUUGUUCAAAGUGGAAGUUGGUCUCAACAAACCACAGGCAAGAACUCCGCCAGCAGUCAGAUCAGUGCGCAGUUGAACAGCGCGCAACUUUGUGAUGAAAUCGUUGUGCUCUGGCGUUGUGCUGUACUGAACCCGAUGCUUUCUCCACAGAAUCGACGGCAGGUAUCUCCUCAAAUCGAGCCAUAUAAUAAAUUUGAGCAAUACUUUCUUUUUCAAGAAGACGAUGAUCUCGCGCUGAAGGCUGCUCUUGAUGCAGUUGGUGCGAGGCCACUGUUUUCUGACGAUGAUUAUCCGCUCUUAAGUGAAGCUGUUCGAAGACAAAAGGGAGAAUUGGCGAUCGCAUUGUUGACACGGUCAGUAGAUAAUACGAGAUUCUCUUUCGGCCUUUUCAUAUCUUUAGGAUUUUUAUGGCACCAGUCAAAUGCAGCAUAUUUUCUGGACAGAGAUCCAGGGUAUCUUAAACUUGGCCAGCGAGGUCAACGUCCAACUUUUCCGAUACCUUCGCACUCCCCACCAGUGCUGAGGUAA